Mercenaria mercenaria is the source of this 947-nucleotide messenger RNA. RefSeq names its product putative nuclease HARBI1. Lineage: Eukaryota; Metazoa; Mollusca; Bivalvia; Venerida; Veneridae. The coding region runs from base 184 to 678 and encodes 164 amino acids. The transcript has 4 exons. The record is from RefSeq and is a predicted model, not a curated record.
UUCCUGCUGAUAAGGGCAUAUUAUAUAUACAGUACAGUAUAUAUAUAUAUAUGAAGUUUUGCUUACACAGGAUUUCCGAAAGUUGUAGGAUGUGUAGAUGGGACGCAUGUGAAAGUACAGGCACCAACUGAGAAUGAGCCAGAUUAUGUCAACAGGAAGGGAGUACAUUCAAUAAAUGUACAGAUGGUGUGUGACGCACGUUUUAUGAUCACCAAAGUUGUUGCUAAGUGGCCAGGAAGUGUCCACGACAGUCGUAUUUUCAGAGAGUCAGGAUUAUGUAGAAGAUUUGAAGAAGGACAGUUUGACGGACAUCUACUUGGCGAUUCAGGAUAUGCAUGUCGACAAUUUCUAUUGACACCCUAUUUACGACCAAAUACACCAGCACAAGAGAGGUACAAUGAAGCACUUACCAAAACAAGAGUUACAAUAGAGCAGACAUUUGGUGUACUGAAAAGGAGAUUUCCCUGUCUAAAAUAUGGAUUACGAGUAUCCCCUGCAAGAGCAUGCGGUACAAUAGUAGCGUGUGUCAUCUUGCACAAUUUUGGAAUGGUACGCGGAGACACCAUACAGAGGGAAAUUGUUGAUGACGAAGACCCACCAGGAAACGACAUUCAGGUUGCUGCAGGACAAACAGGGUUGAGAUACAGGGACACUAUUGUUGACAGAUAUUUUUCGUGAUUAUUGGGUAGUUGGAGUAUAACAAAGGAAAGUAAAACUUGAAAUGACAAUAGUUUUGUAUUUUACAAAAUGAACAGUUAUUAUGACAUAAUUACAUCAUUCCAUUUCAAAUACUUAAUUGCACAGUAAACUGAAACUUAAUACACUGGUUUUCGUAAACAGGCUCUUUAAUUUAUUUAUCCAGUACACAAACAUGCAAGUGUAUCAUAGCUGUUAAAAUAUAUCAAAUACUGAUGUAUGGUAAGCAAAUAUAUUUUUAUAAUUUGAAA